This is a messenger RNA of Spirometra erinaceieuropaei, 552 nucleotides long. The record is from the annotation of a GenBank genome assembly. Lineage: Eukaryota; Metazoa; Platyhelminthes; Cestoda; Diphyllobothriidea; Diphyllobothriidae.
AUGAUAGAUGAACACAUUGAAGUGCUUCAACAUGAAUUCAGUUACAACACAGAAGAUGCACAGCCAGUGGACUUCAUCGCUGCACUAGAAGCGACGCUCUCAAAAACGGAGACCACGGAAGACACAAAGAACGCGAUUUGCCAGCGAGUCGGGUCCCUCAUCAUAUCCCACGGACCACGCCGAACCAUUCCCUCGGCAGAGGUAAAGGCCAUCAGGGAACUAAAGAGGGACGAAGAAAUUGUCAUUGUUCCAGCGGACAAAGGGCGAGCAACCAUAGGACUAGACAAGUCGGAGUACGUUGCAAAAGCGCAGCAGCGACUAAACGACAGCCAGUCGUAUAAAGUCAUCGACGCCUAUCCCAUGAAAGCACUGGUAGGCAAAAUCAACAAGAGCCUGAACCAGAUGAGGAAAGAAAAGGCAAUAUCCGAAAAGGAUUGGAAACAGAUGAAACCGCAAGAUGCUGCCUUAGCGCGUCUCUAUGGUUUGCCGAAAAUCCACAAUCUAAAUGUCCCCCUACGGCUCAUUGUGGCCCUGAAGGAUACGCAGCCAUAA